This is a messenger RNA of Falco peregrinus (peregrine falcon), 4090 nucleotides long. RefSeq names its product proton-coupled amino acid transporter 1. Gene Ontology annotation, molecular function: L-alanine transmembrane transporter activity; L-proline transmembrane transporter activity; glycine transmembrane transporter activity. The record is from RefSeq and is a predicted model, not a curated record. The transcript has 11 exons. Gene Ontology annotation, biological process: L-alanine transport; proton transmembrane transport; glycine transport. NCBI's taxonomy places the organism in Eukaryota, Metazoa, Chordata, Aves, Falconiformes, Falconidae. Gene Ontology annotation, cellular component: vacuolar membrane. Bases 73 to 1500 code for a protein of 475 amino acids.
CCGGCUGUCACGUGACGGCGCGGCCGAGCCAGCGGGCCCGGGGCGGGCGGCGCGGGGCGGCGGCGAGGGACCAUGUCCACCCGGCGCCUCCGCAGUGAGGACUACAACGACUACAGCUCCACGGACGUCACACCGGAGGGGAGCCCGCCCGGCGGCAUGAACGGCUUUGCCCACCCUGAGUCCUACCAGCGUUUUGGGGAGACCAAUGGGACAACGUGGUACCAGACCCUGAUCCAUCUCCUGAAGGGGAAUAUUGGUACGGGGCUGCUGGGGCUGCCUUUGGCUGUGAAGAACGCCGGCAUCCUGCUGGGUCCUCUGAGUCUGCUGGUGAUGGGAGUCGUGGCUGUGCACUGCAUGGGCAUCCUGGUGAAGUGCGCCCAUCACUUCUGCUACAGGUUCCAGAAGCAGUUUGUGGACUAUGGAGGUGCUGUGAUGUAUGGGCUGGAGUCAACUCCCAGCGCGUGGCUGCGGAGACGUGCCGUCUGGGGAAGGCACGUAGUGGGACUUUUCCUGAUCAUCACUCAGUUGGGAUUCUGCUGCGUGUACUUCGUCUUUCUGGCUGACAACCUGAAGCAGGUCGUAUCUACAGCAAAUGGGACCACCAAUGACUGCAGCUUGAACAGGACAGUCAUCAUGACCCCCACCAUGGACUCCCGGCUAUACAUGCUUUCCCUCCUGCCUUUUGUGGUGCUGCUUACCUUCAUCCAGAAUCUCAAGGUCCUGUCCAUCUUCUCCUUGCUAGCCAACGUGGCCAUGCUUGUCAGCCUCGUUGUGAUCUACCAGUACAUCGCCAGGGACAUUCCUGAUGCCAGUGACCUGCCUCUAGCAGCAGCCUGGAAGACCUACCCUCUGUUUUUUGGCACUGCAGUCUUUGCUUUUGAAGGCAUCGGGGUGGUACUGCCUCUGGAAAACAAGAUGAAGAACCCCCGGCAGUUCCCAGUCAUCCUCUAUGUGGGGAUGACCAUUGUCACCGUUUUGUACAUCAGCCUGAGCGUCCUGGGGUACCUGCGCUUCGGGGAGAACAUUCAGGCCAGCAUAACGCUCAACCUGCCCAACUGCUGGCUGUACCAAGCUGUCAAGCUGCUCUUCUCCUUUGGGAUUUUCUUCACGUACGCCGUGCAGUUCUACGUGCCUGCUGAGAUUGUCAUCCCUCCCCUGGUUGCCCGGGUGUCGGAGCGCUGGGGCCUGCUGGUCAACCUGCUUCUCAGGGUGGCCCUGGUCAGCGUGACCUGUGUGCUGGCCAUCCUCAUCCCACGCCUGGACAUCGUCAUCUCGCUGGUGGGCUCCAUCAGCAGCAGCGCCCUGGCUCUCAUCUUCCCCCCGCUGCUGGAGAUUGCCACCUACUAUACGGAAGGCAUGCACCCCCUCGUCAUUGCCAAGGACGUUGUCAUCAGCCUCUUUGGCUUCGUGGGCUUCGCGGUGGGGACGUACGCAGCGCUGGUGGAGCUGGCAGCACCUGUCCCCGCAGUUGUGAACGCCACCAGUGCCGUGGUACAGUGAUGGUCCCCCUGCCCUGCCAGCCCCUCCAGGUGCCAUGCUGGGGGACACAGUCACCGGGCGCUGCUGGUCUCCUGGGAGCGAUCUCUUUCCUCUUGGGAAACAUGGUGGGUUUGGUCUGCGAGGGGACGGGGCUGCCCACCAUCACGGCCACCCAUCUGCAGCAGGGCCCCGUGCUGGGCUCCAGCUGGGGAGGUGGGAUCCAGGCUGGGGCAGUGCCUUCCCUGGGGCUUUUUGGGCAGGUGAUACAGCAAAACAGCCCCCUCGGCACCUCUGUAAAUAGUCACUUUGAGACGUGAGGACUCCUGGGGAUGUAGAUCUUGAUUUUAUUUUCUUUUUUUAAACCCCAACCUUUCUGUAUUUCCUCCAUCCCUUCAGUCAGGGUGGGGAACAGGGACUGCUCUUUUUUGUGCCAGUUUAUUUUUUCUCCCCUCAGCACUUUAUUUUUACAGCAACAGAGAAACCUCAGCUCGGGUUGGAGAGCGCGGAGCUGCCUCCUCACCCCAGCCUUGUGGGGAGAGUGGGCAGAGCCCGAGGUGUGGAGCAUCCCGGGGCCCCCAGCUCUCCCAUGGACAUUGGCUCCUGCCGUGCUCCAGCUGUUUCCAGCUGCCUCAGGGGCUGAGCAGGGCUUGGAGCUGGGCACCAGGCACAGCACCUCCCUGGCCUGGGAGGGUUUGCUGAACCCUGGCCCAUGUUUUUAGUAGUGACAUUUCUUAUUCCCCAUCUAGCGCACAAACCUAAUGCUUUUAGAAGCAUUAGAAAACUGAGGCAUGUGGAGAGCAAAUGGGCUGUGCCAUAACGAGGGUCUGAGCUGGUUGCCUUCGGCUGGGAGCCCUCUCCCUGUGCGGGUUGGGGUGUCCCCAAGGGUCACAAAGUGCUGCCCUCAUGCCGCAAAAAUACAUUGCCUUGUUUACAGUGCCCAAGCUGGCACCGGCACGCUCUGGCUGCAUCUACAAGCCAAUACUGAAUGUCAAAUCACACACAAAGACUCCAUAAUAAUUAUUUUUUUAACCCUUCCUCUCCUGGUCCCACUCCCUCUGCAUCCUCUGCCUCCACCUCACCUGCUCUCUGGUAGGAUGCAGCAUUCUGGUGCUUCUUGUGCUUGUGUUGCUUGUUGUGUUGUGGCUGGAGCAUGCCGGGGGGGGAAGAUCCCUGUUGUGCUGCUGCUUUCCUUCCUCUCAGUGAGCCCACCUUCCUCCCUAGAGAGUUUCCUUGAGUUUCUGCUGGUUGUAUUUUUUUUAAGGUAAGAGAGCAAACGCAUCCUCCAUGGGAUGUCUUUUCGUAGUGGUUCAAAAAGGUUCCGACUGAGCCACCCUGCUGCAACCCCGUCUGGGCUGAACUCCUCCUUGCUAAUGCAGCAUCUCCCAAGCGCCCGCAGCACAGCGGCUUCCUUUGGAGAGCUUUUAUCACUACAUCCCGCCGCAUCCAUGUCUCCACGGGGGCGGGCAAAGGCUGCUGGUGAUGGUGGGAGAGGGCUGUGAAUAUAGCACCAAUGGGCUGUGUUUCCAUCUUUGAUGGAGGAUGAGUGAGACUUGGGGUUAUUUUUGGUGUUUGACCUGCUUCUGGGAGGAGAAAGCUGUGCAGAGUGGUGCCCUUGCAGUCUGCCUCCUCGAUGUGUAGUGUUUGCGUCUUGCACUGUGUGCCCUUUGCUGACUCUGCUUUGGGUGCCCCAUGCUGGCACAUGGAGCCAUGGCCAGGUGCGGGGUCAGUCUGUGCCGUGUCACUGCUCCUUUCCAGCCUCUCACCUGCUCGCUCUGUCUCUUGGGGCUCACCUUGUCUCCUCCAAGUCUGCGCUGGUGAAGGUUUCUGCACGCUCCGGCAUUGCUUGGUCAUGAGCAGUGCAAAGCUUUGAUUCAGAUCCUCCAUCUGGAGGACCCAGGAAGGAUAGAGAGCAAACACCCAGGUCUGGGAGAGGGCUCCAGGGCACACUGCAGAUGGGAAAAGUGCAAUAUUCAUGUCCGUCGCUGUGUACUGACCCCAGUGUGGCUGUUGGGGGUUGGGUUUGAGUGCAGAAUGUCACCCCUGGCAGAGGAAGGUGUGCUGCAAGGAGCAGGGGACGCCUGAUGCUGGCCCCAGCUGUCAGUACCCCAUGAGAAGGCUGGCCACAUCUCGGGGGCCAGCUGUGUGCCAGGGCAUGUCCCCAGCCUGGCACUGAGCAUCAGCGGGUUUGCUGGCAGGGCUGCUAGCAUCAAACUCGCUGCAAUCAGUGGUGAAGACCUCAUUUCCAAGGAGACUGGGAUAUCACAGCAGCAUUAAACAUUUUUUUGCAGUUCUUCACUUUUAUCAGGCUGAGCAGGGGGUGUUCAGAGAUGGGGCCAGGCAUGUCAGUGUGGCACGUGGCAUGAGGGGCUCUGCCCAGCCAGGAGGACCUGACACAGGACCUGAUGGACACAAAGACUUGACACUUGCAUAUCACAGGCUGCUCUAUAACCAAGGAAAUGGUCUGUGUAAAUAUAGAAAUGAUUACUGUACAUGUCUUGUGCCUAUGGAUGUUGUCAGUGUACAGUGUGUGUAGCUGCCCAGUGGAAGAGCUGGUGCUGCACUUGAAUCAUGUAUUUUAAUCAAUAAAUACGAUCUAUUUUUUAUGUGAAAA